AUGAGAAACAAGAAGCUUUUCUUCUUCGUCUUGUUCUUCUUCUCCUUCAAAGUGGAACUCAGCAGAGGACAGAACAACAGGAAGACCGAAGUCAAUGUUGGUGUUGUAACAGAUGUUGGGAAAAUGCAUUCGGACAUCGAAAUGCUUUGCAUCAACAUGUCUCUCUCUGAUUUCUAUGCUUCUCGUCCCCAAUUCCAGACAAGGCUUGUCCUCAACAUCGCUGAUUCCAAAAAUGACGUCGUUGGGGCUGCAGCUGCAGCUCUUGAGCUGAUAAAGAACAAGCAAGUGAAAGCGAUUGUGGGGCCAUGGACAUCUAUGCAAGCGCAUUUCAUGAUCGAAAUCAGCAAAAAAUCAUGGGUACCGCUUGUUUCCUACUCUGCGACAAGCCCAUUUCUUACUUCUCUCCGUAGUCCAUACUUCUUUCGAGCUACUUAUGAAGACUCUUCUCAAGUAAACGCCAUAAAAGCUAUCAUCAAGAUAUUUGGGUGGAGAGAAGUCGUGCCUGUUUACAUCGACAACACCUUUGGAGAAGGUAUAAUGCCUCGUCUUACCGAUGCGUUACAAGAGAUCAACGACCGAAUACCUUAUAGAUCUGUUAUCGCUCUCAAUGCAACGCAUGAUGAAAUCUCUGUUGAGCUUCUUAAGAUGAUGACCAUGCCCACAAGAGUCUUUAUUGUCCACGCGUCCCCUUCUCUUGCCUCAAGAGUCUUCAUCAAAGCUAAGGAGAUUGGUUUGAUGAAACCAGGAUAUGUCUGGAUCCUUACCAAUGCAGUUACCGAUGACUUGAGUUUGAUCGAUGAGACAGGCGUCGAUGCUAUGGAGGGGGUAUUGGGGGUUAAGACUUAUAUUCGGAAAUCAAAAGAUCUCGACAAGUUCAGAUCUCGAUGGAGGAGAAGAUUCCCGCGGAUGGAGCUGAGUGUUUAUGGACUGUGGGCUUAUGAUGCUAUCACCGCAUUGGCGACAGCCAUUGAAGAGGCUGGAACAGUUGACUUGACUUUCAGUAAGGCAGAUGCUGGGAUAAAUGUGUCUGAGCUUGAAGCUCUUGGCUUAUCUCAAUACGGUCCAAAGCUUCUCCAGGCACUCUCACGAGUUCAGUUCAGAGGACUUGCAGGAGAUUUCGGUUUUGUCAAAGGGCAACUACAGCCAUCGGUGUAUGAGAUUGUUAAUGUGGUCGGAACCGGAGAAAGGUCAAUAGGAUUCUGGACAGAGGAAAAUGGUCUUGUGAAGAAACUAGACCAGCAACCACAGAGCAUGAGCGCUUUAUCAACUUGGAAAGAUCAUCUGAAACAAAUUAUAUGGCCCGGAGAGGCUGAUUCUGUUCCCAAAGGAUGGGAGAUCCCAACAAAUGGGAAGAGUUUGCGCAUUGGAGUUCCAAAGAGAAUAGGUUACACCGAUCUUGUGAAGGUCACAAGGGAUCCUAUCACCAAUUCAACGAUAGUCACAGGUUUCUGCAUAGAUUUCUUUAAGGCUGUGAUUGAAGAAAUGCCUUAUGACAUCUCCUAUGAGCUCGUUCCUUUCGAGACACCCGAUGGUAAACCAGCAGGGGAUCAUAACGACUUGGUCCACCAAGUAUACCUCGGGAGAUAUGACGCUAUUGUGGGAGAUACAACCAUACUGGCGAACAGGUCCUCCUACGUUGACUUCACAUUCCCAUUCAUUAAAUCAGGAGUAGGAUUAAUUGCCCCCAUUAAAGACCAAGUGAAAAGAGACAGUGUCACUUUCUUGAAACCUUUGACAUGGAAUCUAUGGUUGAUGUCCUUUGCCUUCUUUUUCAUUGUUGGGGCAACUGUUUGGGCACUCGAACAUAGGGUUAAUCCGGACUUCCGUGGACCUCCUAAUUACCAAGCGAGUACCGUCUUGUGGUUUGCCUUCUCUACCAUGGUUUUUGCUCCAAAAGAAAGAGUGUUCAGCUUUGGAGCCAGGCUUCUGGUUAUCUCAUGGUACUUCAUCGUUCUCGUGUUGACGCAGAGCUACACAGCCAGUCUGGCGUCGCUUUUGACGUCGCAGCAACUUCAUCCAAGUGUAACCAGCAUGAGAAGCUUGCUUGAGAAAGGGGAAUCAGUGGGUUAUCAGAGAACGUCCUUCAUCCAUGGAAAGCUUAAAGAAACCGGUUUCUCGCAAUCCAGCCUUGUAGCCUUUGAUACCCCAGAAGAAUGUGACGAGCUUCUGAGAAAAGGACCUAAAAAUGGAGGUGUAUCUGCAGCUUUCUUGGAAUUACCUUACAUGAGACUCUUUCUUGGACAAUAUUGCAACACUUACAAAAUGGUUGAAGAGUCCUUUACUGUCGAUGGAUUUGGCUUUGUUUUUCCGAUCGGGUCACCUUUGGUUGCUGAUGUUUCAAGGGCAAUCUUGAAAGUAGCAGAGUCACCAAAGGCGAUGGAGCUUGAUCGCGCAUGGUUCAAAAAGAGAGACGAAAGUUGUCCAGACCCAAGCACCAGUCCAGAUCCUAAUCCAUAUUCUACCGCUAGGCAGCUCGGAGUAGACAGUUUCUGGCUUCUGUUUCUUAUUAUGUUCCUUAUGUGCGUUUUUACACUCGGCAAAUUCACACUAUUGCAUCAAAUGUUCCUGCUCUGCACUGGAAUCGACGACGACGUGAGGUGGGAUUCCAGGAAAAGUUGCAAUCAAAGAGAAGGUGCGAACUCGUUUCCGAGGAUAACAAUUGGAGACGACCAGCAAAAGGAGAGUGAUUUCAGUUUCACCGUCCUCGAUAGAAGUCUUGACUUUAUUCGAUUGGAUUAG
Messenger RNA from Microthlaspi erraticum, 2739 nucleotides. Lineage: Eukaryota; Viridiplantae; Streptophyta; Magnoliopsida; Brassicales; Brassicaceae. The record is from the annotation of a GenBank genome assembly.